CCCCGAUAACACAAGGACGUCGGAAUCCGGAAGCGGAUAGAAACACGCUUGUCAUCCUGAUUUGAGUAUAUGGUGUCGUGGCGUUGUCAACGGUAUCGCCCCAGAACUAUGAUUAUGGUGAUUCACAAAUGUCUUCAAGCUUUCGGGGCUUGAGACUCGACAACAGUACUUUGAACGGGCAUUCCUCUGUUGUAUAUGGCCAUUUUGGGGCGCGGGUGGACGACGGUGCGAAGAUAUACAGACCACCACUGCGCGCAUUGGAUCAAUAUCCCCGCAAAGAACUACGUUGUAAGUCUUCUCAGGUUAAACAGCUCAGUCAUCGGACAGUGAGUCACGCCGUAAUACAGCGGGUGGUAUUUGCUUCUGAUGUGCGCACGGCAGGCGACUCAUCAUACUUUGCAGUACCCAAAUUUCCCUGAUCGCUUUGUGCUUGAGGGCUUGCCCGUCCGAGAUGUUGCUACGGCUUAAUACAGUCCUAGUAUGUAAGGCUGUAUGUAGUAGUCCUUAACACAGAACAAGAAUGAUGAUACCUGCAGCCGAAGGUAAGGCCGUAGGCUACUCAUA
Aspergillus aculeatinus CBS 121060 is the source of this 564-nucleotide messenger RNA. RefSeq lists its product as uncharacterized. The record is from RefSeq and is a predicted model, not a curated record. Lineage: Eukaryota; Fungi; Ascomycota; Eurotiomycetes; Eurotiales; Aspergillaceae. Bases 129 to 419 code for a protein of 96 amino acids. The transcript has a single exon.